UCGGUGAAAAUACAUCACAACAGCGUUCGACAAUCUGCGACGGCACACAAAAUUCCGAGGACCAACCUGAUGCGUUAUAUUGCAGCAUUUGAUGGUGCAAGCAUCGACGUUACUACUGCCAAUGCCGAUGUAAUGAAGAAUUUGCUGGCUGAAAGCACGACGAUGGGCACAAAAACAAUCUUCAACAUCGAACAAGAGAAGGCGCUGAUAAGCUACAUUGUCCAGGCCAGCGACAUCAACUAUGGAAUUAGUUUGAUGGAGCUUCGUAAGCUCGCGUAUGAAUUUGCUCGGAAAGUUGGCGCGUCGUAUCCGGAUCCAUGGAACGACAAUCAACAGGUGAGUAAGGAUUGGCAGUUGGCGUUCAUGAAACGCCACAAAAAUUUGUCACUGCGAACACCAGAGCAAGUAAGCCAGAGCCGUGCGAAGCGAUUCAACAAAGAGAAUGUCGAUGCAUUCUUUGCCAACCUUUCAUCCGUUCUCGGUAAGACGCCGUUUGAACCUCACCGAAUAUGGAACAUGGAUGAAACCGGGUGCCCGACCGUGCCAACCAGACCUGUCAAAACCAUAGCGCGCAAAGGACAAAAGCAGGUCGGCUCAUCAACAUCUGCCGAAAAAGGCACCAAUGUGUCUUUGGCUUUGGCCGUCAGUGCUAGUAGCCAGUCUAUACCGCCAUUCUUCCUCUUUCCCCGAGUCAACAUGAAAGAGAUUUUUAUGACUCAUCUAUGCCAUGUUGCUGUGGUGUAUAAGGAGCGCUCAAAAGCCGCUUAA
This is a messenger RNA of Bactrocera neohumeralis, 768 nucleotides long. RefSeq lists its product as uncharacterized. Gene Ontology annotation, cellular component: nucleus. The record is from RefSeq and is a predicted model, not a curated record. Bases 70 to 768 code for a protein of 232 amino acids. Gene Ontology annotation, molecular function: DNA binding. The transcript has 3 exons. NCBI's taxonomy places the organism in Eukaryota, Metazoa, Arthropoda, Insecta, Diptera, Tephritidae.